AUGAGCAAAGAUUUGUCAACUUUCGGAAAAAUUUGUAUCCAUGUCGGAUUCUGUUUUGUCAUUGUCAUCUUCUUUGGAAAGAAUACCGUUCUGCGUCCGCCCGCAUAUAAUACAAUGUAUAAAGAAUAUAUUACGGGACUUUUGCCAUUGGCAUUGUUCUACGGCAACAGACUUGUCCUUUUCCCGCAAUUGUUUCUUAAAGAAAGACUGUUCGCGUACAUUUGUUCCAUCACCCUAUGCCUGAUUGCCAUCACCUGUGCGGAAAUAGCAUUUGUUUAUCCACAAGUCGAACCCGUUUUAGUCAGUAUGUUUGGAGAUGUGGCCGUUAAGAAUCUCUUCGUCUAUUACUUGCCUAUUAUUAUCUUACGAAAUUCAGGUUUCGUCCUGUUCUCCUUUGCCUUUUGUGACAUUCGCCAUCAAGCUGCCCUUAAGAAUAAAUAUGAAUCCCGCCUGAAGGAAAUCGCGGGCGAGGUGGACAUCCAAAAGACAGAGCACGAGUCCGGACUUGCCAAAAUAAAGGAUAUCCUCUAUUGCCAGCAGUUCAAAAAUUACACAUGGGUGGUAAUGGAGGGCGGAGGCUUCUAUACCCGAUACGGUUCCCUAAAGACUAUGAAAAACCUGCUUGGUGAGGAUCUUUUGAUUGAUGUGUCGAAAGGGUUGCUUGUCAUGCAGGAUAAAAUCCACUCCUACGAUGAGACAUCCAUCACCAUAAGGGAUCCUGUUCAAGACAAACUUUACCCGUUUGAAUGGGGGGCUGGUUAUUAUGAAAGUGUAUGUCGGAUUCUUUCUGUUCGCUCUUCACAAGAAACUAUGGAAAGCGUUUUGGAAAACACCUCCGAAAAAACAAACAAACCCUCGUCCUCUUCCACAAAUCGAAAACAUUUAAUCGCUGUUUUAAAAAAGCAUCAAAACUUUCGCCCCGUUUAUUUAUACAUUCGGCGUCACCCGGACUGCAAAGCAAGCGAAAUCGCAUCAAGACUCCCAAUCCCCACAGGUAGCCUCAACCGCAUCCUCAAGCAGCUCAAGGACGAAGGCCUCAUCGAGUAUGUCGGCAGCAAGAAAACCGGCGGGUACCGGGUGAGGAUGUAG
Messenger RNA from Haemonchus placei, 1089 nucleotides. NCBI's taxonomy places the organism in Eukaryota, Metazoa, Nematoda, Chromadorea, Rhabditida, Trichostrongylidae. The record is from the annotation of a GenBank genome assembly.